AUGGUUACUGCUGCCGAGGUCAAACCCAUCUGGGUGUCUCCGAUGGAUGUCCUCCGGGCGAAAUUGUUUACAUGGACAAAAAUGAGUAAAGGAAAUAUCGCCAAAUGCGACCCAUUCAAUCCUUCAAAUCACGGCUGUCCGAACGGUUUCACCUGUCAGUGGUCAAUUCGCACUCAACGAUACAGUGCUGCGGAGGCCAAAUCCCGUUAUCUCCAGCUCUGA
Cooperia oncophora is the source of this 222-nucleotide messenger RNA. The record is from the annotation of a GenBank genome assembly. NCBI's taxonomy places the organism in Eukaryota, Metazoa, Nematoda, Chromadorea, Rhabditida, Trichostrongylidae.